This is a messenger RNA of Colletotrichum truncatum, 708 nucleotides long. RefSeq names its product nucleoside-diphosphate-sugar epimerase. NCBI's taxonomy places the organism in Eukaryota, Fungi, Ascomycota, Sordariomycetes, Glomerellales, Glomerellaceae. The record is from RefSeq and is a predicted model, not a curated record.
AUGAAAGUUCUCAUUGUAGGAGCCAGUGGGAUGAUUGGCGGCGAGGCCCUUGUUCAAUGCCUUGCCCACCCGGAAAUCUCCCAAGUCGUCGCCUUUGUUCGUCGAGAUCUGCCAGCUGACGUCGUCAACAACCCGAAGCUCAAAUGCGUUGUGAUCAAAGACUUCUCGAAGUGGCCCGAGGACAUCUUGCGGGAGCAUGCAGACGCGGUUGGCAUGAUAUGGGCAAUGGGUUCUUAUAAUGGCAACGUUGCCGCUGACCUCGACUACCCGAUGGCAUUUAUUGAAAGUAUGGCACCGGUGUUGAAGACAUUGCCAGAUCGAUCCCGUUUUCGUUGCGUCCAUCUGAGCGGGAAAUUCGUUCGACAAGAUCAAGAAACCAAGCUGUGGUUCUUGGAAACGCCGCGCAAACUCAAGGGCGUGCUAGAAACCAAAGCGCUUGCAUUUGCUGAGAGUCACUCUGCCAUUUGGCAGACAUUCAUCGUAAAGCCUGGAGGAGUUGUGCCCAGAAACCCUCUAUCUAGUGGCUUUGUAGGGAUCGCUUCUGCCAUGGGUGGUGCAGUCAUGGGCGAGAAUUGGUCUGUGAGAAAUGAAGAGUUGGGUAUCUUCAUGGCUUAUCUUGCGAUCAAUGGUGCUGAUGAGGAACCCAUUUCGGAGAAUGCCCGUAUCGUGAGGAGAGGAAGAGAGCUGCUAGCAUCUCAGAGGCAUUAA